Cercopithifilaria johnstoni is the source of this 890-nucleotide messenger RNA. Lineage: Eukaryota; Metazoa; Nematoda; Chromadorea; Rhabditida; Onchocercidae. The record is from the annotation of a GenBank genome assembly.
AUGGAUAUCGACGAGUUGCCGGAUCUCGUUUUGGAGAUAGUCUUCUCAUAUUUAAAUCAAUAUGGCGAUUUGGAAAAUGUCCGAUUGGUUAGUCGUCGAUGGCAUCGCGUUGCAUAUACUAUCAUUAAUAUUUUAAAGAAAUCUUUUCUCAGAUGCAAUCAGCUGAUUUGGGAGCUGCAUGCACUAGAAAAGGAAGAGGAUGGUGCAAUCGCAAAGCGUUGUUCACAUUCAGGUUGUUAUCAUGAUGGCACCAAAAAAGUAUAUAUAUUUGGUGGAUGCACCGAUAAUUAUACUGCCUUCAACGAUCUUUGGAGUUUUGAUCUGAGGUCCCGCAGUUGGUGCCGAGAAUUUAUUAAGUGUUCUCCAUUCCCUCGACCGAAGGCAAUGUCCAUUUUUGUGCCUUACAAGGAGUAUUUGAUCCUUCAUGGUGGAUUCGCAAAGUCCUCCCCUAACCCAAUCCAUCAAGCAGCAAAUUUUUUUAGUGAGAUGCAUUUGUACGAUACUACAACGAAUGAGUGGAUUGAGGUCGAGACGGAACCUCCACCACCUGUGAUUGCAAGUCACUGUGCAUGUGUGGUAGAUGAUUCACUGAUCAUUUUUGGUGGUUCUCAGAAUAGCCGUACUACAAAUGCUGUCUAUGUUUUGGAUAUUACCAGUAAAAUUUGGCACGUACCAUCAUUUGUUGAGAAUCACAAAGACCGAAGUUAUGGAAAAUUAGACGCGUUGUCAAGUGAACCAUUCUUGUUGAAAAGUCCACGGCCGAACCCCCGUUAUGGUAGCUCAUGUGUGGUAAUUGACAAAUCGCACCUGCUGGUGGUAGGUGGUUGUGGUGGUCCAAAUUGUAUUUAUAAUGAUGCUUGGCUCCUUACGUUCGACUUGACGCUGCAAAA